This is a messenger RNA of Phytophthora nicotianae INRA-310, 2667 nucleotides long. RefSeq lists its product as hypothetical. NCBI's taxonomy places the organism in Eukaryota, Oomycota, Peronosporomycetes, Peronosporales, Peronosporaceae. The record is from RefSeq and is a predicted model, not a curated record. Gene Ontology annotation, cellular component: cytoplasm. The coding region runs from base 136 to 2667 and encodes 843 amino acids. Gene Ontology annotation, molecular function: protein binding. The transcript has 5 exons.
AUUGUACGUCGUAAACUACGUGGACUAGACUUGUGUUUCCGUUACAAUUCCUGUUAUGAAGACCAGAGGCGUUUGCAGAGAGCUGUGGUAGAUUUAAUCCACGGGCAUUCAGCAAAUGUGAAUAGCUGUAAUCGGAUGGGUCAGACUCCGCUUCAUUUGACGUUACUAUAUGGCUACACCGGCAUUGCGAAGAUUCUGCUAAGUCGUGGAGCAAAUCCGAACGUACAGGGCAUUUACGGACAUUUACCUCUGCACUAUGCGUGUCUUGGGUUCUGUGGUAAUCUAGAUGGAAGUGACGGCGAAGCUGUCGAAAUAGUUCGACUGCUACUUGAGCAAGCAGAGAAGUAUACUUGCGUCCUUGGAGCUCAUACAGAUCGCCGUAAACACAAAUCGGCAGCAGAGAAACAAGCUCUAGCGAUCGAAAAUAUUCUGGAAAAAGGUCUACAAAGUGUCAUCCAACCUCAGUCGAUCGUACUUAAGCUUGCAAAUCCCAAACAAAUUCUAUCGACAAUCUCGUUUCGUGGCAAUUUCUUGCCGUGGCAUUUUGCCUGUGGAGCGUACGUGCAGCUAUCCUCGGUCUUGUGUCUUGAUGAUGAUAUGCAAAAGUGGUUUGAAGCCAAUGGCCAAGUACGAGCAGAUAUCCUUCGAUACUUGAUUCAAGAAUGGAAAAUUGACAGCAGUACGACUGCAAGUGAUGGUUUAACAGCGUUGCAUUUGGCAGUAAAGAGCGACGUAAAUGGCAAUAAUCUCCCCGUGAUCGACGUGCUGCUAGAGAACUGUACUGCUAAUGUGAACGCCGUACACGAUCACAUACUCAUUGACAGCUUACCUAUCAUUCCUACUGGAGUUCAGGCGAUCUACUGCUCUGGUGAUGACCGUAAGCAAGCAUACGUUUCGUCUAGAUCACUUGAUGGAAAAUAUCACAUCAUCUUGGAGGAAGGCCAGCACGUUGAUAACGUUGCACGCGAACAACUGCAAGUUAUCAGCGAUCUAGGCACAAAACGGUCUCACUCUCACCAUUACAAAUACUUGUUGCCUAUGGAGAGCAGGUUUGCAGCUCUGCAUUACGCACUGCAGUCAAACCACGACACACUUGCGUUACGGUUGUUAAGUCUGCCAGAUAUCUCACUUGACCCUGAAGGAAGCGACCUCCCUUUACUUGCGUUGGCAUGCGCUGCCUGUCAAUCCUCUGAAGUUGUGAAGCGAUUAAUCACUCAGCAGGCAAAUAUGCGCGUACAUUUACCACUCAGAACGUCCCAGUGCGACUUGACAGCAGUAGAUGCUGAUACUUCUACUAGCAUUGCGAACCGAAAAAAUGCUGCCGCGCUUCACUAUGCGGUCAUGUAUGAUGAUUCUGCUAUGGUUGAAGUGCUGUUAACCAGUCCAGGAGAUCAUGUGCAUCCGGAUGUACGGAGAUCUGGAGAUGGCUUCACACCGUUGCAUCUGGCGUGUGAGAUGGAGAAUAUGAAGAUUUGGCAUGAUGUCGAGGAAGCACGAGUUGAGCUCAAUAUCUUACAUCAUCAGCUUGAUCGUGCCGUUCGGAAGAGCUCAAUGCUUCCAAGUAUACUCCCUAACGAAUCUGGUGUGAUAACCAUUGCAGUAUCGCCAACUUCUGGGUCCCCAUCGAAGAAAAGAUCAGAGUAUAUCAUGGCUCUCGGCACGCAUGACGCGGUGCCUCUGUUCUUACGUCAUCGUGGAAAAUUGAAGAGAAGAGUUCUCAAGAAAAUUGACGUCGAGAAAGUGGUGCGUAAGGUCUGGGUUGAAAAGCGGAAGCGCGAGCAGCGUAACCCGCUAGGACGAUACCCGCUCGAGAAGGUUUUGUAUGAGAAGCUGCAUCGCAAGUACGGAUUCCAACCAUUGAUCGCCGAGUGGGGUUACAAUUUGUUACUAGCGUUGCAGUUGUUUAGCUGGGACUCGGAAAUCGAAAUGUUCUUGCUGUGCUUGACUGGUGCUGUCUCCGAUCUUGUGUACGUGGAUCAAGAACACAUGAUCCAAGGCUGUCAGCAACUCCUGCUUCGACUGUGCGAGCUUUACAACGUAGAAAGCUUCGUGACUGAGCGACGGGUACUGCUGAAAGAUGCAUUGGUCGCACUGAGAACGUAUUUCCCUUUGAAGACGUCGGCACAAUUGCAAGCUAUUGAGCAGUCUAUCAUUCGGGACAUGCACAAGAUGAAGCGUGGUGGAAACGACUCUAUUUUGUAUAUCCAUGACAUUCUGCCGUUAGAUGUGAAGUACCCGCUUGGAUUUUUCGUCAAGACAAUUCGAACACAACAUUUUAAGGAGAUUCAGGAUUACUACGCACUGCUUCUGAGCGAAUUGGAACAGCGUGACACGGAGCAGCGAGGGAUUUUGCCGAUUUCUGUCGUCCGAGAUGCAAUUCUGGCAAUUGAUCCACUGGCAGAAUCUGGUGCGGUGCAGAAUCUGAUCAUGAAAGCCUUGCAGAUCAAGACUCAAGUGCAUCUGCACCUACGUGAACCUGUUCUUUACAAAGCUGUACUGAGGAAAAUGAACGCGACGUGUUUAAUGAAAUUUGCGUUAAACUUCGAUCAGAACGCAGAAGUCAACUGGCGUCGCCGACCAGGUGCUGUGUAUGCCGAUAUUGCAACUUCUACCAGUACCGAAAACAAGCAGCAGAAAGUAUCAGCAACCGACUUAAAUAGCGGUUAG